AUGCCGGUAACAUCACGUGCACACCAUCACCACGAAUCCCGAUUCACCAAAUGUUGUCAUUAUAUCCGAUCGAUUACCGCAUUUAUCUUUUCGCAUAUCGGUCUGUGCGCACUGGUAUUCGGCUAUUCAAUGGUCGGUGCGUUUGUAUUUCAGGCACUGGAAGCGCCCAACGAACUCAAAUACCGGAGUAUUGUUGUCCAAGAAAGAGAUGAUUUUGCCGAUCAGGUCUGGACUAUAACACAGAAGAGUUCGGUACUCAAACAGAAAGAGUGGAGCGAUGAGGUGUCCCGCGAGCUGGAGAAGCUCGAGAAGUCAUUGGUUCGGGCAUUCAAAUACAAUGGUUACGAUGGUAAAGAUGAUAUAAUCAAUGAGAAGUCAUUGCAGUGGAAUUUUUUUGGUGCUCUACUCUACUCUAUAAUUGUUAUAACGACUAUUGGAUUUGGAAAUAUUGCACCAAAAACUAAGAUCGGCAAAAUAGUGACAAUACUGUACGCUUUGGUUGGCAUACCAUUGAUGCUACUGUUCCUGUCCAACAUUGGCGACGCUAUGGCCAAUUCGUUUAAGUUUCUCUAUUGGAAGGUUUGCUGUAUAUUGUGUGUCAAUCCACGUAAGCAUCGACAUCAACACCAUCGGCGACGACGACGGCGACACCGCAAACAGCGACAACACGUCGAACGGAUAGCCCUACAGAGUCUGUCAGCUAAUGUCAGCGAACAGGUAGUCACCCAUCAGCCGACAAUUCCAGCGUAUAAUACACUUCCCAGAGCUAACAGUCUAAGACAUCAUACCAUAGAUAGACCGGCUCACCGGUCGCACAGCGAUCGUGACAUAGCCAACGUUCCCAUCAUAUGCAACAUAUAUGCCUUACAUGACACGGAAUUUAACGAUACCGGUACUACUGACCUACAAACUAACGGUCCGUUUAAUCCAUUCAUGAAACUAAACUAUUCGACACUACCUCACAAUAUGGGACUGUCGUCGCCGAUAGGCAAUAAUUUUGUACAACUGUCCCAUAACUCAGUAGGCUUUGAAAGAGGAGGAGGAUUGAGUCCUGGUAUAUCAUCUACCGGUGCCAUUACUACGGCUGUGGCGACGACAGUCGAUGAAAGCGAUGGCGAAUAUUAUUCGGACGACAGUAUUGAAUCAGAUUCGGUAAUCCGUAGUAUACCUAACGUUCCCAUUGCUCUGUGUGUGGCACUGGUAGUUGGAUACAUAUGUGGCGGCGGUUUUCUGUUCCAGUUUCUCGAAAACUGGACAUUUCUGGACGCCUCAUACUUUUCGUUCAUAACACUGACCACCAUCGGCUUCGGUGAUCUGGUACCGGGAACUGCCGUUUUUUCGCGCGAAGAUGCCCAAACUAUUUUGGGUAUAUGUGCACUGUAUUUGUUGUUUGGUAUGGCACUGAUAGCCAUGUCAUUCAAUUUGGUUAAAGAAGAAUUUACUAAAAAAAUCCGAUUAAUUGGUACCCGAAUCGGUAUUCUGGCCAAAGAUGAUAGCGAUUACGAUAGCGAUUAA
Messenger RNA from Oppia nitens, 1515 nucleotides. Its product is annotated as TWiK family of potassium channels protein 18-like. The record is from RefSeq and is a predicted model, not a curated record. Gene Ontology annotation, cellular component: membrane. Gene Ontology annotation, biological process: potassium ion transmembrane transport; stabilization of membrane potential. Lineage: Eukaryota; Metazoa; Arthropoda; Arachnida; Sarcoptiformes; Oppiidae. The transcript is spliced from 3 exons. The coding region runs from base 1 to 1515 and encodes 504 amino acids. Gene Ontology annotation, molecular function: potassium ion leak channel activity.